AUGGCGAGCGCGCUACCGUCUUUAGCUAUUCCAGGCCAGCGUCUGGGGCCAGUUGCGGCCUAUGCUGCCGGCCCCGGAACGCAUGUCCAUCACUCCCACGUUUAUGCAUCGAUUGCUGGGCCUGUGCUCGUUGAUCCUGCGCAACCCAAGACUCAGACUAAGUCCACAAUCACCGUGUCGAGGACGCCUAGGCCGACAGCGAACCCUCCGACGACUGCUGCACCCAGUUCCAAGCCCAAAUACAACACAUUGCCUGCGGUUGAUGCCGUCGUCCUAGCACGAGUAACUCGCGUGCAAAAGCGACAAGCCACCGUCUCCAUUCUCGUCGUCCUAGAUGAAUCAGCAGCCUCCAAAGCUCUCAACCCAACACAAUCCGCCUCAGACAAUGACAAUAUCGAGUCCAUCCUCUCCUCGGCCGCGAAUCCUGAGAACCACAGCAGCGCCGACGAACUUCGAUUCCAAGCGCUGAUUCGGAAGGAAGACGUUCGGGCCGUCGAGAAGGACCGGGUUGUUAUGGAUGAGAUGUUCCGUGUCGGGGAUAUCGUUCGUGGGACGGUGAUUUCUCUCGGUGAUCAGAGCUUCUAUUAUAUCACAACGGCCAGGAAUGAUCUCGGUGUCGUGAUGGCGCGCAGCGAGGCGGGAAAUAUGAUGUUCCCUGUUAGCUGGAAGGAGAUGCGGGAUCCUGUUACUGGGGUUGCGGAGCAGAGAAAGGUGGCAAGGCCUUUUUGA
Molecule: messenger RNA, 729 nt
Organism: Aspergillus calidoustus
Lineage: Eukaryota; Fungi; Ascomycota; Eurotiomycetes; Eurotiales; Aspergillaceae
Source: the annotation of a GenBank genome assembly